Molecule: messenger RNA, 183 nt
Organism: Patella vulgata (common limpet)
Lineage: Eukaryota; Metazoa; Mollusca; Gastropoda; Patellidae
Product: protein krueppel-like
Exons: 3
Biological process (GO): regulation of transcription by RNA polymerase II
Cellular component (GO): nucleus
Molecular function (GO): RNA polymerase II cis-regulatory region sequence-specific DNA binding; DNA-binding transcription factor activity, RNA polymerase II-specific
Source: RefSeq, a predicted model, not a curated record
CUACAGAAGCAUAUGAGAAUUCAUACUGGUGAAAAACCUUACAAGUGUGAUGUUUGUGACAUGAGAACACAUACUGGAGUCAAGCCUUUUAAAUGUGAUGUUUGUAGUAAAUCAUUUUCCAGACAACACACUCUAAAAACACACAUACUGGCAAAAAAUCUUUUAAAUGUGAUACACAUAUGA